CCGCCGCCGACGGUAGUGAGAUACGAACCGCGUGUCGACAAUAGUGAGAUACGGACCGCGUGCCGACGUUUUCAAUCGUGGAGAAAGACAAGUGAAUAUAUAUCUGUAUAUAAAUAUUGUGACAGCGCAGCGAAACCAUGACAAGCCUUCGACUCGUCUUAGGCCUUGGAGUGAUUCUGCUCCUGGCGCAGGAGACAUUCCAGCAAGGCUUUAUCAGCAGAUUUACAAGUGGCGCCAGCUUCCGCGGCAACGGUAACGGGCAAUCGUCGCCUGCUGGCAAUCGUGGUCGGUUCAGCAGCAACCGACCUACGUUCAGUAUCGGCAACAACGGCAAUGGAAAUGGACGACCGAACCGCUUUGGCAACAACAACGCCGCCGUAGACCCGCCCGUUGUCGACACGACAGCGACGGAUAAAUCGCAGCUGUCUGUGGUACUUGUCGAUCGUGGAGGCGGAGGCGGAAGAGGAGGACGAGGACAGGGAAACAACAGGGAUAGCGACCGGAUAAGAGGAAACGGCGGCAGAGGCGUUGUAGGGAGAUUCGAUAACGCGCCUCUGAGGGGAAGCUCGUCGAAUACGGGCUCAAUAUUUAACGGUGCUGAUUCACGCUCGCCCGUGAUAGUUGUAAACAGAGGAGGAAACAAGGGAGGAGGAAACCGAGGAGGAGGAAACAGUGGAAGAAGGAACAGAGGAGGAGGAGGAGGAGGAGGAGGAGGAGGAGGAAGAGGAGGAAGAGGACAGGGCGGCGAGGAUCCCAUCGUAGGAAGAAUCGACAAUGCGCCACUCAGAGAUAGCACCCCGAACACGUUUAACACUGUCUUCCUGGGCAAAGAGGAGAACGCAAGGCGCCUCAACAGCUUCGUUCAAAACAAACUGAAGAAGAACAGGCGCAGAGGCGGUGGCGCUCGCGGCGCAGGGGGCGGCGUUGCCGCCGCCGCCGCCCGCGCUCCGGCGUUUGGACCGCGUCAACUGGUGGACAAUACGGACACGUUCUCUCUCGUCGGCAACAGGGAUCGCGGAUUCGGACGCGGACCGGGUGUUCUCGACACCGAGGCGUACGGACAGGAGGAAGUCGACCUGAUGUUUGUGCUGGACGUCAGUGGCAGCGUCACGCCAGAGGGGUUCUUGCAGGCGCUCUGCAUUUCCGGCCGACGUACAUGCACGAACACGGCUCUUCAGACUGCUGAGCGUGAGUUCCGCUCCUACGGCCGCCCGCACUCCACCUACGCAGCGGUGGUGCUCUCUGACGGCAACUCCAACUGCGAUUCGGGCUACAACAAUAACGGCUACAACCAGUUUGGCGGCUAUAACCGAUAUGGCGGCUACAAUCAGUAUGGCGGCUACAACCAACGUAGCCGCGUGAUUACUGGCGGCGGUGGUUACGGAAAUGGCGGAGGACGGCAAGGAGAUAGAGGGCGCUACGGUGCGACGUGUGCUGCUGCGCGGAAGUUGAAAGACUUUGGCGUCGAGGUGUUCAUGCACGCCGUCGGUCGGCGGAUUGACACUGAGGAGGUGGACUGCAUCUCGUCGCCAGGCCAGAACAACCUGCACAGCGACUACUUCUCCGGCUGCGAGGACGUCAAGUACUCGCACAACCAGUAUCGCCGAUUGAACGGAUAAACACACGGCGGCGCAGCAUCAUCGUUGUCGUCAUCAUCAUCAUCAUCAUCAUCGUCGUCGUCGUCGUCGUCGUCGUCGUCGUCAUGGGCACAACAUAUACUCAUUACAUUUAUUCGAGCGUAUUUUCGUUUGCACUCUUACUAAGAAGUACUGGAAUAUUGAUGCCGAAACACAGUCACUGUGGAAACCAUGCACUGCUGUUAUCAAUGAGAUGAUAUAGUUAUAUGGUAACGUUUAUUAGCGUUGUAUUUGAUGUUUUUGGUAAUUAUUAUCUCUAAGGGAUAUGAGUGCAUCAUAGACAAAUCAUUGCAUGUAUGUGGAAAUCGAACUCAUAGCGGAUUAGACUCAUAGCGGAAAUCAUAAUUUAUUGGAAAAAAGCUGAUGGCCUGGAAUAAUCCUUUUUAAUUCUUUUCGUUAUCAUAACGAAGAUCAAACGCCUUCUUCAUAAUAAAUUUAUAAACACAAGUAGGCAUACGUGACAAUAAUGUUUGCUACGUGCUCAUGGAAAUUGGUUUGGCUAAAACAAAAAAUUAUUAACCAUGUCAGUAAAGUUGUAUACAUCUAUUUCAUACUCGAAUUUAAAUAUAUUUAUAUACCGUAUUAACUCCAGGCUUAAACGGUCAUGCUGUUAUUGCGCAACGUGCUUGAUGUUAUGUAUGAUAUUCGUAGGGUAGCUUUCACGUUAAGUUUUACAAAUAUGAUGAGUAAAAUAAUGUACAGCGUUAGCGUUCAUGGUUCGUGUUAUUGCAUGUUGUUCAACGGUUUGUCAGUCACCAUCACCCCAUGACAUCCAAACAGUAUGUAUAUAGUCAUAGACUGCGAUAUUUCAGAUGUAUGUUAACAUUAAUGAAGUCAAUAAAAUAUCGAUGCAAUUCAGUA
This is a messenger RNA of Priapulus caudatus, 2498 nucleotides long. RefSeq lists its product as uncharacterized. The coding region runs from base 138 to 1619 and encodes 493 amino acids. The record is from RefSeq and is a predicted model, not a curated record. Lineage: Eukaryota; Metazoa; Priapulida; Priapulimorpha; Priapulimorphida; Priapulidae. The transcript is spliced from 7 exons.